Messenger RNA from Aspergillus terreus NIH2624, 390 nucleotides. RefSeq names its product SCP2 sterol-binding domain-containing protein. NCBI's taxonomy places the organism in Eukaryota, Fungi, Ascomycota, Eurotiomycetes, Eurotiales, Aspergillaceae. The record is from RefSeq and is a predicted model, not a curated record. Bases 1 to 390 code for a protein of 129 amino acids. Gene Ontology annotation, cellular component: cytosol. The transcript is spliced from 3 exons.
AUGUCUCUCAAGAACGACGCUUUCCCCUCCUCCGCCGCUUUCGACGUCAUUAACCAGGUCCUUCAGUCCGACGCCGCGGAGCGCAAGGACGCCGUCGACAAGGCCAAGGCUGUCGUUGCUUUCAACCUCAAGAACGAGCAGGGUCAGGAGGAGAGCUGGUACCUCGAUCUCAAGGAGAAGGGUGAGGUUGGCAAGGGCGCUGCCCCCAAGGGUGGAAAGGCCGAUGUCACCCUCACUCUGUCCGAUGCCGACUUCGCUUCUCUCGUCAGCGGCAAGGCCAACGCUCAGCGCCUGUUCAUGGGCGGCAAGCUGAAGAUUAAGGGCAACAUCAUGAAGGCGACCAAGAUGGAGCCCAUCAUGAAGAAGGCCCAGGGCAAGGCCAAGCUAUAG